AUGCCUGAAGCAGUUCUUGCUGGAGUUCAAACUCUUACAGUGGUUGUUGACUCGUUAUGCCUUGACUGCUUCCAUGUUUUCCCUGAAUUUCAUCAGUUCCAGGCUCAAGUGCCUGUUCAUCCAUCUUCAUUCCAAACAAAGCAAUCUCAGCUUACAUAUGCUGGGCAACAUCUCUGUGCCCGCGAUGACGCUUUUUAUUUGCUUCAAUUUAAGAAAGGCCUCACAGUUGUUGAUCAAAAUAUACAUGACUGUGACAAUGAGACCCGAGCCAAGACUUUGUCCUGGAAUGUUACAGGAGAUUGUUGUCAAUGGGAUGGUGUAACUUGCAAUGGAUUUACGGGUCAUGUCAUAGGCCUCGAUCUUUCUUGCAGCAUUCUUAACCAGACCAUCAAUGCUAACAGCAGCCUCACUAAACUUGGUCAUCUCCAAAGACUCAACCUUGCCUUCAGCCAGUUUGAUGACGACUUUCCACUUGGACUAAGUGAACUCAGUAGUUUGACACAUCUCAAUCUUUCGAAUACUGGAUUUAAUGAAGGGGAGAUACAGAUUCCACCAGGAUUAUCCAAGUUGGUUUCACUUGACCUCUCCUCGAAUGACUUCCAAGUUGGCCGAACAACCUCCAGAAGUUUGCUUCAGAACUUAACCAAUUUGGAGGUACUGUUGCUUGACAGCGUGGACGCACCAUUUGAGUUACCUAAGAAUUUUCCUUCUUCCCUUAGGUACUUAAUUCUUCAAGACACCAACAUGUGUGGGAACAUAAGUGAUUCUCAGUUUUUUCAUCUACCAAACUUGCAAGUGCUGAGAAUGGGAUGGAAUCCUUUAUUAACAGGCACUUUGCCUAAUUUCAAUUGGAGUUUCAGUACAAGUAUUUUAGAGUUGGACUUUUUCUAUACUGAUAUUUUUGGUAAGGUACCUGAUUCAAUCGGCAACCUCCAUUCUCUUUGGUAUUUAGAUCUCUCUUUAAACCGUUUAUCCGGCUUGAUUCCAGUAUCCGUUGGCAACCUCAGUGGAAUUAGAGUGUUGACACUUUCAAGUAACAGCUUCACUGGUAAUGUUCCCUCAACUAUCUCAAAAUUAAACAAACUCGUUGAUUUAGAUCUCUCUUUCAAUGAUUUUCAAGGCUCGAUUCUAGAAUCCAUUGGUAACCUAACUGCAAUCACAAAGUUGACACUUUCAGGUAACAACUUCACCGGAAAUGUUCCCUCAACUAUCAAAAAGCUGAAAACACUUAACUACUUAACUCUCUCUUUCAAUAAUUUUGAAAGCUCAAUUCCAGACAACUUCGCCAACUUUUCAGAGCCAUCUUUUUUAUACUUGCAAACUAACAAUUUCACUGGCCCACUUCCCUAUUUGAUUGCAACCUUGACUCGCCUUCAAGAAUUAAACUUGCAAAACAAUUUACUAACUGGUCCACUUCCCUCUAAUUUAAGCAGACUUCAAGAGUUAGAAACACUUGAUUUUUCCUUCAAUUAUUUCAAUGGCACAAUACCCCCUUGGUUAUUCCGUCUUCCAUCCUUGGUUUCUUUAUCUAUUCAAUACAAUGAAUUAACUGGGAAAUUGCCAAAUGAGCUCAAGAGCAUUACGUUGGCGACGUUAGAAUUGAUCUUCGGAACAACAAGCUGCAUGGAGAAAUCCCUGAUUGGAUAUUAUCUAUGA
This is a messenger RNA of Solanum stenotomum, 1656 nucleotides long. RefSeq names its product receptor-like protein 7. The transcript has 3 exons. The record is from RefSeq and is a predicted model, not a curated record. Gene Ontology annotation, molecular function: protein binding. NCBI's taxonomy places the organism in Eukaryota, Viridiplantae, Streptophyta, Magnoliopsida, Solanales, Solanaceae. The coding region runs from base 1 to 1656 and encodes 551 amino acids.